GGACCUCUGGUGGAACUGCAUUACAUGAUACAUUAGUAUCCGAUUUGCAAGAUAUGUUGGAUGCGUACAAUGUUCACGCACAAUCAUUUAGGAUGGCACGUGAUAGGUUUAAUGAGACUAACUCUAUCUCUUUGAAGAUGAAGCUUACUGGUAAAAGGAAUUUAGAUGGACGGACUAACAAUACCCCUACCGCUCGUGAGGUAGCCGCACUUAUAGAGGGGGACUUUAGUUUGAAUCGAAAAGAGAGAGAUGUUGUUCUUCAGAAGAAAUCCGGAAAGUUUCAAAUUAUAUCUGAAUGGAAUCCUUCUUUUCUAGGAUUACAAUAUUUGUUACUUUUCCCCUAUGGUCAAGAUUGUUUUAAAGAGGAUGUUAACCUCACACGUGCAUCUCAAGCUACCACAAGAGGAAGAAAACAUGUUACAAUGAAAGAGUUCUUCUCAUACAUGUUGCAAGAAAGGAAGAGCGAGUCCCCUUACAUAUUGAGAUCGAAGAGAUUAUUCCGGAAAUUUAUUGUUGAUGGAUAUACCAUGAUUGAGUCAUGUCGUGUGACAUAUAUUAGACUACAUCAAAAGGACUUGCGAAGUGAACUAUAUACGGGAUUGGCUGAUGCUGUCGGUCAUGGUGAAACUGACGGAUCCAGGUUGGGACAACUCAUUGUACUUCCUAACUCAUUCACGGGAAGUGCACGUUACAUGAUUCAAAACUAUCAGGACGCGAUGAGCAUCUGCAGGUGGACAUGAUACCCACAACUCUUCAUCACGUUUACAUGUAACCCAAAGUGGCCUGAUAUUUUUCGCUACAUCGAGUGUAGAGGACUUGCUCCGGAUGAUCGUCCAAAUAUCAUUUGUAGAAUCUUAAGAUAAAACUUGAAAUGCUCAUAAAAGACUUGAAAGAAAAUAGACUAUUCAGUGAAGUUAAAGCAGGUAUGAGCUGAUUCUAUUAAUUAGUUAGUGAAGUUUUAUGUAAUUACAUUACUAUUAAUACUCUUCUCCAACAUAAACAACUAUAAUUUCAUGUGAUGACAAAAU
Molecule: messenger RNA, 1028 nt
Organism: Cuscuta europaea
Lineage: Eukaryota; Viridiplantae; Streptophyta; Magnoliopsida; Solanales; Convolvulaceae
Source: the annotation of a GenBank genome assembly